Messenger RNA from Pelobates cultripes (western spadefoot toad), 12588 nucleotides. NCBI's taxonomy places the organism in Eukaryota, Metazoa, Chordata, Amphibia, Anura, Pelobatidae. The record is from the annotation of a GenBank genome assembly.
UAACUCUUAACUAACUGCAAAAACUGAAAUAAAACUCCAGAUUUCGCCAUGUUUAGUGAGGGCAAGACCAGGCAGUAACCAUAGAGCACAGCAUAGAACGUCGCCUCCUGCCGGCAGACUCUAUGAUUUUCGGAGGACUCGCCCUUGAUUUUUUUGUUUGUAGUCGACGCUCUUUCCGCCUUGGAGGAUUUCUCUCUAUGGUGAUCCCCGGCUGGACCCGGAGAUGCAGCUGACGGUGAAGGCGUUAAAGGGGAAAGAGACCAGUAUCCAGGUAACGGUGGGCCUGCUCUGUACUGACUGGGUGUACUGGGCUGACACCCGGGCUUUAUACAGGCUGCAGCAUCAAUGGGAGUAACAGAGCAUUGUGGGUAAAUAACCAGCCAUGGGUACAACCUGGGGUGGGUGGCUGUAAUCAAAUCACAAUCCCAAAGCAUCAUGGGAAUUGUAGUUCUACUACAGCUGGGGAUCUUGGCCACCCCUGAUCUACAUACCAUGGUGUCCUGUGUGCACAGAAAGCUAUGCAGAAAUCAUUGGGCUCAGAGCAAAGACAUCUCUUGGCCUAUUCCUAUAAAGCACUAACAUGUGGUAUGUUGCAUGUUGCAUGUAUCAGGUAUCAGGUAUGUUGCAUGUAUCUGGUAUGUUGCAUGUAUCAGGUAUGUUGCAUUAUGACACUUAAUGUCUCCCCCCUACCUCAUUCCCAGGCCUGUCUCCCUUACCCUGGGAAUUGGCUUUAGUGAAAUUACAUACCACCCAACAGUUUAAAUGGACAAAGAGGGGAUACAUUCAAUUUAGGGGUGUGAGGUGGGGAUGUGGCGGGGAGCAGAUUCAUUCUGAGACAUUUUAGGUGACAUACUAAUAACCAUUGUUUUGCAGCUACAAUUUUAUUUAGCACAAGAACAAUGUAUCUUAAAGAAACAAACAUUACUGAGAGAAUUCUUGCUAAGAGGGACAUUAGGAUAGAAAUGAGGGACAGAAGGAUUUUGACUCAAAAUAGGGAAAGUCCCUCUUAAAUAGGGACACAUGGGAGGUAUGGAGUUAAAGUUGACAGAUUCACCAUGAUUAUUCCGCUUACAUCACUACCUCCUGUUGUGUGGUUCAUAAAAAGUUCUGCCCUGUAGUAUGUAGUAGUCAUGCUGCAGAAUAUAAAUCCAUUGAAUAUUCAAGGUAAUUGGUUUUGGCAGUUUGUUUACCUCCUGAAAUGGAUACUGUACUGUAGUGCCAGGAAUGCAAAGCUGUAUUCUUGGCACUAUCACUCCCUCUGCUUAGCUGCCCCCUGGCAACCCCCACCACCCCAGGUGAAUAAAGGGUUAAAAACCCUUUUACUUACCUGAUCCCAGCGCCGAUGCUCCACCCCCUUUCAAAGUCCCGAGGCGAAUGGGCGCUCAUGCGCGGCAAAUGCCGUGUGCUCAUUUGACCUCCCCAUAGGAAAGCAUUGAAUCAAAGCUUCACUAUGGGGAAAUAGUCUGAUGCUGGAUGUCCUCAUGCACACCGUGAGGACGUCCAGUGUCUGAUACUGGACCAAAGGACUUAUACAGGCGGUAACAUCAAUGUCAGUAACAGAGCAUUAGUGCUGCAAUCUAUUUAUUGUAGUUUCUCUGGAACUGCAGUGUUUUACAUUGCAUCACUACGUGCAAAAGGGGCACUGCACCCAGUCUAAGUAUGAGUGCUACAUAUUGUCAGGCAGCAUUCUUCAUGCACUGACCAUAAAUAUGAUGUAGACAUGGUGUGCCCAGGAAAACAUGGUGGAUCUGGCAGUUCUGAGUAUAGCUGAUCUAUUAAAAUGAAAAGCUAUGUUCUAUGGGUUUCCAAUAUGACAGUGUGUUAUAAUUAGCAAUAAUAAAAGUUAAUGAUUUUUUUGUGUGACGUAUAUGUUUAUAGCUUUAAAGGUACUCUAAGGAUAUAUUUGGGGAUACAUUGUCAGGUAUUAUGUAGAGUUUUGUGACAAAAUUAUAAACGCAACGCUUUUGUUUUCCCCCCUCUCCCCCCAUUUUUCAUGAGCUGAACUCAAAGAUCUAAGACUUUUUUUCUGUGUACAGAAAAGGCCUAUUUGGGAACAAUAUUUGAGAGAAAUAGGCCUUUUGUGUACAUAGAAAAAGUCUUAGAUCUUUGAGUUCAGCUCAUGAAAAAUGAAAGCAAAAACAAGUGUUGCGUUUAUAAUUUUGUUCAGUUUAUAUACAUAAGAAAAGAAGGGACUGUUUUUAUUUUUUCUGGUGUUUUUUUUUUUUUUUGGCAGUGAGAUUAAACAAGGUUCUAUUUCCUAUUAAUUUACCCAUAAUAUAUACCAAAAGAAAAAGGGUGUAGAUACACAUUAAUUGUCAAGUACAUACAAAGUAAUGUGCAAGUUGCACAUUGGCCACAGUGGCUCAAACAGGCUCUGGUCAGUUCGCCAACCUCUGAUGGGUGUUUCACAAGGACCCUCCAUCACAAUCUUUCCCCAUCUAUUUCACCUUGUGCCCAUUCUUAUUCCACUAAAACAGUAUAUUAUAAACUUCUUGUGAUAAUGUGCAUACAGUCCGUAAAAUUCAGUUUUGUUUUUUAUUUUUGACGGUUAUUGUUAACGAACAGCUUAUCUUUCAUCCUCUGGGUUGUCUUUAUAAAUACCCUAUCAUGCCAAAAUUGUACAGGUUCAUGUGCAACACAAGCAAAUAUAUUCUGUAAUGACUUUCCUGCUAGUUUGUACCUUGUCUUCCUCUCGUUGCUAAAUUAUACCACAUCAUUCUCUAUCACUAGCUUCUACCCUGUCCCCCUCUCAGUGCUACAUUAUACCCCUUUCUUCUAUCCCUGUCAAACUCUAGCAUGUCUUUGUCUCUCUGCUAUAUUGUAGCCUCUCCUCCUCUUCCAGCUAGAUUAUACCCUGUUCUCCUCUACAUGCCUAAUCCUGUCGUCCAAGCUGUGCUUGAUUUUAUCUCGUUGUCCUGUCCUAGAUAGACUCUAGCCCGACCUCCUCUCUGCACUCUGUUCUAAUCCUGCAGUUUAGUCUAGGUUUGAUACCAGCCUGUCUUCCUCUCUUUUCUCAACACUAGACGCUAGCCAUGUCUCUAAAACACUACAAUUGCAUUCUGCUCUCUUUACUUCAGUAGGUGACUUUAAUAAAAAGGCCUGAUGAGUUAAACCUGUAUAAAGAAUACAGAUUGGGGGAUGUCACUUCCUAAAUACUGCAUUUGUAGGAAAGCAUCGGGUCCCUGUAUUAAAUCGGCUGGUUAAUUGUUUGUGACGUAAAGGGUUACUCCAAGCACCAUGACAACUUCACUAAUUUAAUGUGGUCAUCGUGCCUAGAGCGUUUAAGCACUUAUCUUUGAAACACUGCAUAUACAGAGACUAACCCCUUUGCUGCCAAAGGUGUAACUCCGGCAGUGAAUGUCACUUCUGUGCAAAAUUGGCGUCUGACGCCAGGCAGUACACGGAGGCAGGCCGCCCUGUCUGUGCCACCCGUGUCCUCAAUAUGUCCUCCCUGGCGUUGGCCAAGGAGGAUCAGGCUGAGGGUAAAACGUUGACUUUUAGCAUUUCCUUUCCUUUUUUGGUGAUUGGGCGGACCACCUCAGAAAGGGUUGCUCUAACCAAAAUUAGUGUUUCUUAAAAACACUGGUUUUGGGCUGGUGUAACCCUUUGAUAGUAGAACUAAGUUUACCACAAUGCAGUAUAGAUUGCCCUGUGUCCAUUAGAUUAUGACAAAAGAAGGGACAUAGAGAAUGGUGGUAGAUGUGUAAGAUGAUUAAUUCUACUUUAAGGCGCUAACUACUAUUAAUGUAUUAACUGAGUGCAAGUGCUAGGACCCUAGUUUGCUGUAGUCCUAUAGCACAUUAGGUAGCUACGUUGGAGCAGCUGGGCUUAGUUUUGUCUACUCGUGACACAGGCAAUGCAGUUAACCAUGAUUAGAACUUGUUGUAACGAUGUUGUCUAUUACUUUGUUAGGUCUCUGAGAGUGAUACAGUUCUUGCGGUGAAAAGGCUGGUGGAAGAGAAACUGCAGGUGCCAGCGGCACAACAGAGAUUGCUGUACAGGGGCAAAGCCCUAUCAGGUACUAAACUAGAUUUCCAUAGAACCCAAUGAUUCUCAAUCUCCUAAUGAAUGUGCGGCACUGAAAAAGUUUUUUAUAAAAUCCAUGACAGAUGCACUAGCCAUGCUCAUAGGGACAUAUUUUGGUCCCUUUAAAAGGCCAGUUUGGGCACCAUAACAAUUUAAAUCAAAAUUGAGUUGUUCUAGUACCAGAAAGUCCCUGGCCCUGGCUCACUUUUAGAGGUUAAACAGUUUAUGGAAAAAGGUCUCUGUUUCAGCACCAGUCAAUUUUCCCCCUUGUCCUUUCACUAUUUGAAAUCUUAGAUAAAGAAAGGCUUGGACAAGGGCGCAACUAAUGCUGUAAAUAAAUCGGUAGCUCACCAUUCAUAUAAUAGGAACAUAUCAUAUCAAGGCUAUUCCAUGCAUCCACUACCCUCUCAGUAAAGUAAUAUCAGGAAGUAUUACUUUACUGAGAGGGUAGUGGAUGCAUAGAAUAGCCUUCCAGCUGAACUGGUAGAGGUUAACACAGUAAAGGAGUUUAAGCAUGCGUGGGAUAGGCAUAAGGCUAUCCUAACUAUAAGAUAAGACUAGGGACUAAUGAAAGUAUUUCGAAAAUUGGGCAGACUAGAUGGGCCGAAUGGUUCUUAUCUGCCGUCACAUUCUAUGUUUCUAUAUAAUUUUUUUAUGAAUGUGCCCCACUGAUUGGCUGACAGUGUCAGUUGACUGAUAUAAACUAAUCAGCGAAGCCGCUGUCUUCCAUUAUCUCAAUUUUCAGAGAGCGGAAGUACAGGUGGGGCAGAGCAGUCGGAUCUAGAACACAGACUUUGGGGUUAAAUUGUUAGUGAACAACUUAACUUCUAAAGGUGAGGUUUCGCCUAGGACCUCCUGGCACCAUAACAACUUCAUUUCAAUAAAAUUGUUAUGAUAAAUGUAUCAGGCAUUCUAGUGGUGUAACAUUGAUUGGUUUGGCAAUUUGCUCGUGACACAUAAGUAGAACUUCUGCUGGGGGUUACCACAGUUACAUGUUCUGUGAUCAAUUCUAAAGGUAAGUUAGGUAUCAAUAUUUGAUCAGAAACACAACUGUGUAAAUUGCGUAAAGUAAAUCUGACUUUAUGCACGGUUUCAAUGAAUUAUUACCUUUUUCUAGAAGUUAACCUGGUGAACUGGUUGUCCUGUAUUUACACUAUGUAUCCUCUACAGAUGAGCAUAGUCUCUCCUAUUAUUCCAUUGGACCUGGUUCCAGGCUGAACCUCAUGGUGAAGGAACGGGUGAAUCAGGAGGUCGGCGGCAACGCUGUGUGGAAAGCUCUGGCCGUCAUCCUGGAGAAGCACUUUACCCCGUCCGAUGCUGAGAGAGUUCUGGAGUAUGUUCAGAAGGUAAACUUGAAACUGACUUCUUUCAUCAUUAAUCCCUUUUACUGUCUUGUUGUAGUCUUAGAAGAUACAGAUUUUCUAGAUCACUUGCAAAUCCUUGUGUGAGGUGAAAAGAACACUAUAAGGUUUAGGAACACAAACAUGUAUUCCUGACACUAUAGUGUUAAAACAACUAUCUGGCACUCCCUUGCCCCCUAAAUAUAGUUAAAUCUUUGAUUCCCGUUUGCUGCUGGCUCUGCCCCUGAUCUACCUGCUUGGCUGACAUCAUCAGAAGUGUUGAACAAAAGCCAAUCACAAUGCUUUCCCAUAGGAUUGGCUAAGACUGUCAAAGAGGCAGAUCAGGGACAGAGCCAGAACAAGUCAAACACAGCCCUGGCCAAUCAGCAUCUCCUCAUAGAGAAGAAUUGAAUCAAUGCAUCUCUAUGAAGAAAGUUCAGUGUCUCCAUGCAGAGGGUGGAGACACUGAAUGGCAGUACUGCAUGCACACUGUGCAGCACUGCUCCAGGAAGUACCUCUAGUAGCUGUGGCUAGUGGAAUUAUCCCUAGGCUGUAAUGUAAACACUGCUUUUUUUUUUUCUGAAAAGACAGUGCUUACUGCAAAAAAACAAUAUAGUGCACAGGCUGCAGGAAAACAUGGUAUUUGCACCAUAACUCCUCUAGUAAGAUGGUGAUUAAUUAUGAUUUAAUAAACCUUUUUUUUUUUAAAAAAACAAACAUUUUUUAAAUAGCCUACUUACCUUUGUAAUUUUGCAAUAAAUAUCAGCUCAAAUUGCCACAACUUGAUAUCUACGGAGUGAAAUCCAUUAUGUGUUGCUGGCCCUGGGUUUUGGCUAAAUGCAGAAUUGUAACAAAUUGAAAUCUGAAUAAAAUUCCCAAUGCCAGUUUAGCUAUUUGAGCUUAAUCAUUUCCUGCAGUCUUUUUUGCAGUCAACACUGUCUUUUCAUAGAAAAGGCAGAUUUUACAUUACAGCCUAGGAACACUUCAAGUGGCUAUUCCUCAGAUGGCUACCAGAGGUGCUUCCUGGGGCAGCACUGACGUUCAGUGUCUCCACCCUCUGCAUAGAGACGCUGAACUUUCCUCAUAGAGCUGCAUUGAUUAAAUUGAUCUUUAUGUGGUGAUGUUAAUUAGCCAGGGCGUGGUUUGGCUUCCUAUGGGAAAACAUUGUGGUUGGCUGAGAUCAUCACUUCUGAUGUCCACCAAGGAGGUAGAUCAGGGCAGAGCCAGUGCUAGCAGACUGUUUUAAAGCUAAUAUUUUACUAUAUUUACAAGGGGAGGGGAGCAGAUAGUGUUUUUAACAAUAUAGGGUCAGGAAUACACAUUUGUGUUCCUGAUCCUAUAGUGUUCCUUUAAGAUUCCACAGAGUCCUGGACAAGUUACCAGUUUGGGCUCUUCCCCUUCUUUCUUCAUAUAGUAAUGGUUAAUGGCACUAAUCAAAUUCAUUGUUCCAGGGUCCCUGUUUAACUCCUGGGCCUUAGGCGAGUGCCUAGGGUCCCUUUAUGUUUAAUUCUGCUCUGAAUAUUGCCAUUCAGAUUUAAAUGCAAUACUGUUUAGAGUUUUGUUAAUAACCCUGCCUGUCUCUCACACAUAUCAAAUCUCUGUUUCUCUCUCCCAUACAGGACUAUGAGCGCAGUUUAUCCCUGCUCAGUCUAGAUGACAUAGAAAGGCUGGCUACACGCAUCCUUCACCCACAGCUUCCAGAAACCAUAGAGCUUGGAUUUCUAGACUGAAACAAUUUGGUUCUUCUCUUCAUCCUGCACUUGUUUCCGUUCAAUGUACAGAGCCACUGAUUGACACUCAGAGUAAUAAAAUACAAAAGAGACAAUGAGCGGUGUUCAUUAUUUUAUUUCUUUUAGCAGAAUAUUCAAUUAUGCUGACACUUCAACUCUUCACACCAAAAAAAAAAAAAAAAAGAGGAUCUGGGUUAUCAUUGAUUAAUUGCAUGUCCCCUCUAAUAGAAAAAUAUAUCCAUGUUCCUGAACAUAUAUAGUGCAUAGAUGAAUACUCUGUAAUAAAUUAAGUGCAUUUAUUUUUUUUGUAAUAUUAAGUUAUUUAAAAAAUAUGGCACAAGACAUCCUGCCAAGAACGAACGGAUACAUAUGUAAUCAUAAAAUUCUACUGUAUAUUCUAUACAAUGUUAUAUACAUGUAAACACAAUUCAUAUAAAUGUGUGCAUAAGAUAUAAAUAUGUGUAAGGCAGCAAGUCGUAUAAAAUAUAAGUAGUAUUUUGUGUUAUGGGGCCAUCCCCCCUCCACAAAAAACAAACCUUUUUUUAAAGUAAAAAAUUAAAAAUUCUCUGUACCGGUUACAAAACAAGUACUGAAGGUGGAUUACUGGAAGGGGAUUGGAAACAUUCUCAUAAAUAUGUAAAUGUAACAAAACACUUGAAUUGUUAUAAAUCUCUUAAAUAUAAUCAUUUAUAAAACACUACAAUUUUAAGACAUCAUGUAAUUUAUUUUUUUGGUUGUGUCACAUUUUAGUAUAUGUGUUACAAGACAGGGUGUGGGGAUAUUGACGACCUACCGGUAUUUACUACAAAGUGACUUAUUAGUCUUAAGACAACAGCAGUUUCGCUGUGGUUGAAUCAGAUAAUUUUAUGAAAUAUUUUUUUUUUUUUGUAUGCGGAUUCCUGAAAACAUUUGUAACUGAAAUGGCAAGUCAAAGUGUUGUAAGCCAGAGUUGGACAAUAUUUCCAAUACAUUUGGUUAAAAAAAAAAGUGUUCGUAAUUUUUUUUUUAUUCCGUAGAGUUUAGUAUUUUGUGAAUAAACACCAUAAAGUGCGUUGCACAUAACCACACUGGGUAUAUUGCAAGUUUCCCUGGCAGGGCGGAAAUUUCAAACUAAACCUAUUCCUCUAUCCUAGCAUCAUGUGCAUGACAGGAAUCCAUUAAAGAACAAGUUAAAUUAUAGACUUGUGCACAAAUCCAUUUCAGCUGUGACGAAUGCAUCGGGUUCUUUUUAUCUAAUCCCGAACGAAUCUAUACAUCUGGGAUUUACUUGUGGACCAUUAUAAGACUCCACAGGUAAAUCCCGGACGGAUCAAUUUGUUCAGGUGUAGAUUUGAUAUAUUCAACACAGCUGAAAUGGGUUUGUGCAUCCAAAAAACCACAAACGGGAAAAAGAUAUUGCUGGUGUGCUAAAGGAACAUACCAAGCAUCACAACCAUUACAGCACCCUGUAGUGGUUAUGGUGACAGGCCCCAACCUAUUUAUGAAGUCAAACUGUUCUAGAAAGGAUUGGCUUCUUAACUGGGAUCCCCUCCAUGAUAGCUUGAAGCUAUAUCCGCUCCAACUUGGCUCAGAGAGAUCAGCUUACACUCUCCGCUAAUGAGCUGUACGUGCACUGCAGGGCUUAGCGCAGGAGAGCGAAUGACAGGUUGUAGCAGGGGCUUCCAGCUUUUGAGAAAGCAUGAAGCCGCACCUGGUGAACCCCAGGUGUAAGUCAAACUGUUCUUAAACAGUUUGACCACUUUUAAGUGGAUGGGCUCCUGGCACCAUAAGCACUACAGCAUGUUUUGCUUGGUGUGUACUUUAUUUCAGUGUUAUUGAUGUGGCCGAGGAGGAGGUUGUUGCUAUAGGAUGCUUUGAUUUUUGUCAACCAGCCUCUAAUGCACAGAUCAAAUGUUAUUUCCUAUUACAAAUCCAUAUAUUUUCACACAUUUGUGGAUGACAUGUCCGCUUACAAAAAUCUGUUCAAUUAUUUAUUAAAUACGUUUUUCUAAAGUUUUCUUGCCACUUUAGAAUUAUACUAACUGUAAAAAAUGCACAGUUUACAGUUAAAUUAGUUGCAAUAAUCCAAUACAUAUUGGCAAAGGUACAUUACAAACAGCAGCCAUAUUCAUUUCUAGCAAACCUUACAAAAGGUCGUUUUUUCCGGGCAUAUUUAGUAAUGUGAUCUACUAAAUGUACAACAUUCAAGACACUCACUGUAACUGUUUAUCCAACAAAAAAUAAAUCCAGGUCAUCUAGUAAAAAGAUGUUUGUUCUUAAUUGUGAUUUACCUCUUAAAAGACAGCAAUGGCACACAUCCCAAUACCUGCUGAUAACAGACUGAAUAUAUUAUAAGAAAAACAUAUGUCUCUAUGAAAAUACCUUCAAUGUAAAUUAGACCGUGAUUUCCGUAUUGUGUUACAUUUUCUUCGGUUCCUGUGUGCUCUCCAGGCCCUCUGAAUUACUGUUGCGGCAUGGUAUUUGAGAUGGAAUAACUGUUUUCUGGCCUUUUCUCUCUCCACCAGGAGUAAUCGUGCCUGUAAGGGAAUGAAUUCUAUGUCUAAAUGUUGCCAGUUGAUCGUACAGUUUUCUCCAAGCGUAUUCUCUCUAGAUAAUGGAAUAAUUUGGGCUCUUUUGAAACCUGCAUCAUAAGAUGAUGAAUUCCCUUCAUAUUUUUUACAUGCAGUAGCAUGUUUGUUCUGAUUGGGUACUGAGCACCUCACAGCAGAUGCGCACCAAUGAGCUUUUCUCGUUGUCUUUCGUUCCUUGUUUUGGCCAGGUUUCCCAGUUACAGGACGCUGUUUGUUUUGGGAAGAUCUUGGUUUCCUAGGUUGGCCGCUUUGACUAUCCACUGUCUCCCUACCCUUCAGAUAAUUGUUAUGGUCCAACAUUCUAUCAAUCACACUGUCAGACCCGUGUUUCAGUCUCCUAGAUGAAUGCCUAUGUUCAACGUCCAAAAGGCUGCAGAUUUCCAAUUUUUGGAUGAGGUCUUCAGUUCCUCUUUUAUUACUGUGACCUUUGGUAUUUUUUGUUACCUUUUGAAUAUUUGCUUUGCCUUCAUAAAUGGAAGUAUCUGAAGCAUUACAUUCUUGGAUGUCAAGUUCAUGAUUUUCAGUAUCUUGAUGGUUGCACUCUCUCUUUGGACUAAAAGCACUUGAAGUUCCCUUCUUGACUCGGUGAGAUCUCUUAACAGUCUCAUUAAGUUCAUAAUCCCCUGAACCUUGCAUCACAUCUAAGAUUUCUUUUGUAUGUCUAGAAAUCUUCUUAUUUUCAUUUGGACUUUGGUUAGGGCCAUUUUCAUUGUAUUGCUUCUCAGAAUGUUCACUUGCAGAUGCUGAAAUUUGGGCAAUACUUCUUAAAUUAGCUACCUCUGGACUCAUAUUAGGUUCCUUGUGUCUUGGUGAGGUUUCUUUCCUAGGGACCUGCUGAGCAGUCCUGUUUGGGGCCUGAUGCUCACUUUCUCCUUCCUUCGGUUCAUAUGACACCUGCGUAAGUUGUUCACUCUGUCUUUUUUCUGUCCACUGAUCCUGGGAUUGUUCUUGCUUUACACUGAAAAAGUAUUCAUCUAUAUGACUGUCUUCUUUCUUCUCCUGUCCCAUUAGCAACACUUUUGUUUUCCUCUUGUUUUCGCCCUCCCUCUUUUUUGCAGCAGCUCCUUUCCUCAACUGCUCAUGUUUCAUUAAUAGGUUCUUCCUCUCACGGAAGGCUCUCCGUACUUUGUGACCUUUGUAUACAGCUUGGAUUUUGGAGGCUGCAAUAUCCUGGAUAGCAGCAAUAGACAACGCACCAUGUUCCAGCAUGAAUUGUAUAACCUCCUGGUGACCACCAAGCAGAGCAUAGUCUAAUGGUGUGUAUCUCUCUUCCGUGUUUUCCAUUUGAUUAGGAAAGGCAUCAUAUUUAAGAAGAAGUUUUACAGCAUCCAGGUAACCAUUAUUACAGGACCAAUGCAAAGCAGUUCGUCCAUUCUUAUCUUGGAUAUUAGGAUCUGCUUUGUUCUCAAUUAGUACUUCCAUACAACCAAUAUAGCCUCCGUAAGCUGAACAGUGUAGGGGGGUUCUGCCUUCAUAAUCUUGUGCAUUAGGAUUAAUGUUGUUUUCUAUAAGUAUCUGACAGACGUUGGCAUUGCCCCCUAAUGCAGCUGAGUGGAGAGGAGAACGUCCAUCUUUGUCCACCAACUGCACUUUAGCACCUCCUUUAAUGAGUGUACGAAUAACUUCGCGGUGCCCCAUCUCGCAAGCUCUAAACAAUGGUGUAUGCUUCAUUACGUCACAUGCAUCUACUUGGGCACCAUUUUCUAAAAGAAUCCGUACUGUGCUUAUUUGUCCUGAGAGAGAAGCUGCAUGGAGUGCUGUUCCACCAUAUUUAUCAGUUCUGUUGACUUCUAAGUUGGAGUCUAACUCAAGCAUAGCUUUUAUUGCUUCAUCGCUGCCUUUUCCCGCUGCCCACAUAAAUGCAGUUCUUCCUUCCAAAUCGGCUUCAUCUCUCACCGACGAGUGAGACAGCAGUACUCGUACAGUGUCCGGGCAAUUUCCUUGGGCUGCAUAAUGCAGUGGAGUAGCUCCUUGACUAUCUGAAAGUAUAUUGGGGGAAUGAUUUCUUUGAAGAAGCUGUUGUGCAAUAGAAGUGUGACCCAACAGUGCAGCCCAGUGUAAUGGAGUACGGAACAGGUUGUCAUAUGGGGCCCCAUUGCAACCGCGGUAUGACAUCAAAAGCCGCACUACUUCUUGGUUACCAUCACCAACAGCAAGAUGCAGCGGGGUGCGUCCUUCGUAAUCCUGCCAAUUGAGGAGGGAUUCAGUAGGAGCUGCUUCUAGCAAACAACGCACUGUCCAUGCUGCCUCUGGAUCUUUGUGACCUGCAGCCCAGUGUAGGGGUAUUUUCCCUUCCUGAUCAGGGAUACCAAUGUUGGACCCAUGCCGCACCAACAGUCUGACAUGGCGCGGCCUGUUGUAAUAUGCACUCCAAUGAAGUGCUGUUUGCUUGCGCUGAUCCUGAGCAUCCACCUGACCCGGCGGUGUGUUUUUGAGGAGUAGAGCCAGGCAGCGAGUAUCUUGGUGACGCGUGGAGAGAUGCAGGGCGGUGAUGUCACGCAGGUCACGAUGGGUGCAGUCUGCCUUACGGGCCAGGAGAAGUUUCAGCAGGCGAUGGUUGCCGGCUUGGGCGGCUAAAUGUAGCGCCGUGCGGCCACUCCUGUCACAACGAUUGACCUGGGCGCCGUGCCGCAACAGAGCCUCUGCGCACGCUUUGCGGUCCCCCAACACACUGUACAUCAACGGCGUCCUCCCUAACUGGUCCUCCUGGUCUAUCAGGCCUGAAUUGGAGCCUAUGAGGCGCAGUAAUGUCGCCUUGUCUCCUGUCACUGCUGCUGCAUGGACAGGGGAGGCCAGAGAGGAGCCCUGGGGGAGAAAGUUCACAGCAGUCUGCAUUUUAAAGGUCUUCCUGCACAGUCCCUGGGACCACCAGGUCCAAGACCCCCACAGGGCCACAGCCAAUAGCAGCCAGCUCCUUCAUAG